AUGAAGAGAGAAGAGUUGGAGGACCUCACUUGGGAUUGGCUGCAGACAGUCAGCGAUGAAGUCUUGCCAGUGCUAUUGGACUUUUCUUCCAAUGCAUUCGGUGGCAACCUUGCUAUUGGGCUAGGGAAGUGUUCUGAACUACAGGUUUUUCGUGCUGGUCACAAUAACCUUUCAGGGUUACUUCCAGAAGAUAUCUAUAAUGCUACCAAACUUGAAGAAAUUGCAUUACCUAUCAAUUCACUAUGUGGAGCCAUUAGUGAUAAAAUUGUCAACCUCACCAACCUUAAAAUCCUUGACCUCUACCUUAAUCAAUUGAGCGGCAAGCUUCCUCUAAAUUUGGGGAAGCUCUCCAAGUUGAAGUUUGUGACCAUUGAUUUCAACAAUUUAGAAGGUACUUUUCCCGCAUCUUUGAUGAAUUGCACAAACCUUGUAGAACUACGUUUGGGAUUUAACAACUUUGAAGGAGAUAUCUCCAUGCUUAAUUUCUCCAAAUUUAGUCAACUUACAAAACUUGACCUAUGGUCCAAUAACUUUAUUGGUAUGUUUCCAGUAAGUCUUUACUCAUGUAGGUACCUAAAAGCCAUUGCAUUGACUGGAAAUCAUCUAGAGGGACAAAUACAAACUGAGAUUCUUUCAUUGAAAUCCUUGUCCUUCCUCACCCUUGGUUACAACCGAUUCACCAACCUCACAGGCACAAUGAAGAUAUUGAUGAGUUGCAAAAGUCUUCACACACUCUCGCUUAUUGGUUCCUUUUUUGGCGAGGGAAUGCCAUUUGAUGAUGGCAUGGUUGAUUUUGACGGAUUCCAAAAUCUUCGGCUAUUGAAUAUGGCUGGUUCUAACCUCACUGGUGAAAUACCUAUAUGGUUAUCAAAGCUCAAGAAUCUAGGGAUCUUGGCUCUGGCUUUGAAUCAAAUCACCGGGCCAAUUCCAAGUUGGUUGGGGAAUCUUCCUAGACUGUUUUUUAUCAACUUGUCAUAUAACCGAAUUUCAGGUGAAUUUCCAAAGCAACUUUGUAGACUACCAAGGUUUGUGCAUGAACCUAUUGCAUCUCAUGUAGACCAAUAUGAAUUUGAAUUGCCUACCUACAACAACGUAACUGUAAAUCAAACUUUUCUACAAUUUAAAUUGUCUUUUGUUCCGGCAACGAUAGACUUAUCUAACAAUAACAUUGUUGGUGAUAUACCUACUGAGAUCAGACAAUUGCACCUUCUCUACCAGUUGGCUCUUUCCUCCAACAACUUCUCCGGCGUCAUUCCAGACCAAAUAUCUAACCUAAAAAAUUUAGAGGUUUUGGAUCUCUCCAUGAAUCAUUUGUCUGGAAGAAUUCCAUCGUCAUUGGCAAGCCUUAAUUUCUUGAAAAAAUUUAAUGUGUCAUACAAUAAUCUUGGAGGACCAAUUCCAACAAGCACUCAGAUCCAUAUAUUUGGUUGUAUGUGGUUCUUUGGUUGUUAA
Messenger RNA from Prunus avium (sweet cherry), 1452 nucleotides. Lineage: Eukaryota; Viridiplantae; Streptophyta; Magnoliopsida; Rosales; Rosaceae. The record is from RefSeq and is a predicted model, not a curated record.